AUGGAGGUUAACGCCUUCCCAAGUGCCGGAAGGUCAAGGAAGUUGAGUGACCUGAUGACAGAGGAGCCGACGAUCGAAGCCCCGGUGAACGGCGACCGUAACUAUAAUGGUCCUAAGGUAGCGAAAUUCCUUACAGGUGUGAGCGUGGAAGAGGAAACAGAGGGGGAUUUGGGAGGUGUGGAAAGGGUAGUGGUGAGGAGGAAGAAAGUGCAGCAAGCCAUUGAAAUGGUGAUGGAUGGAGAUGAGAGUGAAGAAAUGAGGAAGAGAUGUAAAGAGAUUGGUGAGAAGGCGAAUAAGGUAGUGGAAAAAGGAGGUUCGUGCUUUUGCUCGUGA
Molecule: messenger RNA, 333 nt
Organism: Benincasa hispida (wax gourd)
Lineage: Eukaryota; Viridiplantae; Streptophyta; Magnoliopsida; Cucurbitales; Cucurbitaceae
Source: RefSeq, a predicted model, not a curated record